AUGGCGGAGAAGAAAAACGCCGACGACGGCGACAUUCACGGUUUGUCCAUCGUGGACGAUACAAUGAACGACGCCUUUCAUGGGGAGGAUAUACUCAAAUCUGAAGAUGACGCUUUGGUUGUCAAAAUCGAGGACGAGGCAGACGGCGCUACUGGCCAUGAUGCUCGUGAAGAAGCAGAGGACUCCUUCCUGGAAGAAGCGGAAGAGAAGUUUAAUCUAUUCGAUGUAUUGAACGAAAAGGAACCUGAGAAGGAAAGUAAUAACACGUUCCAUAAUUCCACCCUUAUAAUCACCACCGAGGAACAUUUGGAUCAGACAAUUUGUGACGAUAACACAUUGACAAAUGUAAACACGUCUAUAUGUACUGACCUUACCUUAGAAGAUUCGAAGACUUUAAUGAAGUCAAAAUCGAAGAAGGACGAUCAUUGCUACUUCUGGGUGUCGAAUAUCGAUCGCCACGUUAAAGCUACCGACAUAAAAAAGUUGUUUACUGGACUGGGUAAAGUGGUAACCGCAAAGAUACUGACCAACGGUAAAAAUUACUUUGGCUAUGUGUCCGUGGAUUCUGCAGAAACCGCCGGGAAAUGCAUCAAACAAUUAAACAACACUUUGUUCGACGGAAAGAGAAUAGUUGUCAGCAAAGACCGUCCAGACCUGAGAGAAAGCAAACAGUUAGUGAAACUGGAUUCGCGUAAGAAGAGAAGCGAUAAAUUGGAAUGCAUAAAGGAAAGUAAAGCCGAAGAGAACCACGAGCAUGAGAAGAAAAUUAAGAUAUCCGGGGAAGAAGAGGAAGAGGAAAAGGAUAACGUCAUAGCUGAACUAAAGAAAAAGUUGGAUAAAUUGAAAGCAGAAAUAAGCAGGUACAAGUGGAAGAUAGUAGAGUACCAGCGCAGACACGAAGGUAUGAGAAAGAAGUGCAGCAGCUUGGAGAAAGACCUGAAAGAGGCCCAGUACAAGACGCGCGCCGAUCGUAGAAGACUGAAUCAAGACAGAGAAGCGUUCGAGAAGAACAAAAAAGCGGAUUUGAACCGCCUAGAAGCCGACAAGGUUGCUGUAAAUAAAGAAUUAGCCGAGGUUAGGAAAUUAAGAGAACAUCUGAAGACCAAAAUCGACGAAGUCAAGGUCCAGCCUAAGAAGAACCCGAAGAGACGCGGCACCAGGUCACCCGUGCCGGUAGAACGGUCCCGAAGCCCUCGAGGAAGAUCUCCAGUACUGCGCGGUGGCAACAGGAUCGGAUACAGAUCCGAAGAUAGGAUGGAAAAAAAGCGUAAACGCGAAGAUCCCCUACGCGGCAGAACCCCACCUCCGCCACCGAAGCUCGGCAACGUUAUGGGGAAGAAGCGGAAUGAGAAUUUGUCGCACCGGCAGUACUUCGCAAAUGUCGAGAAGAGACCAUCGCCCUUGGACCAUGGUCACGGGUUCGAGUACCGGCACAAGCCUUCCUUUGCACCGCCUCAAGAAAUAUCCAGGACGCCUUGGCAGACGCCCUACUCUAAGGAUCCGCGUCGUAUGAACGCGACGCUUGCUGGAGGUCAGAGCUUUUCUGGGGUACCCAGGUAUGGGGGAGGGUACCAGUUCCCGCCUUCCAGCAUCGCGGUGCCUCCAAGGAGUUACUAUCCAGAGUUCGGCAAACCCUACGACCAUUAUUAA
Anoplophora glabripennis (Asian longhorned beetle) is the source of this 1650-nucleotide messenger RNA. RefSeq names its product scaffold attachment factor B1-like. The record is from RefSeq and is a predicted model, not a curated record. Gene Ontology annotation, molecular function: RNA binding; sequence-specific DNA binding. Gene Ontology annotation, biological process: regulation of transcription by RNA polymerase II; regulation of mRNA processing. NCBI's taxonomy places the organism in Eukaryota, Metazoa, Arthropoda, Insecta, Coleoptera, Cerambycidae. The transcript is spliced from 2 exons. The coding region runs from base 1 to 1650 and encodes 549 amino acids. Gene Ontology annotation, cellular component: nucleus.